This is a messenger RNA of Pseudophryne corroboree (corroboree frog), 1292 nucleotides long. RefSeq lists its product as uncharacterized. The transcript is spliced from 5 exons. Bases 430 to 1257 code for a protein of 275 amino acids. Lineage: Eukaryota; Metazoa; Chordata; Amphibia; Anura; Myobatrachidae. The record is from RefSeq and is a predicted model, not a curated record.
AGUAGCAGCUGCCAGGAUCUUCCUGCAAGUUGUCGAAAGUGUGGUGUCAGUUAACAUUAAUUACUGGAACACACUUCACAGACUCUGAAGUGGACGGAUGCAGUGCAAUCACCGAUGGGAAGUAUUAAACAUACUAGAAGAUCAACCGCUUCCGUGUACUGGCCGGUUGCCAUACAAACACCCCGCUCAUGAUGGACACGGAGGGCGACGUAACCGGAACCCGGAAUUGACGUUGGCCGGAAGUGCGGGCGGCUGCUGCUCCAGGGAUGGCGGCGUUUGCGAGGUGGAGACACUUCUGGGUAUAUAGUACGCCAGAGAAGAACCACAGACAGGCCACAGCCAACUGAUGAUUGUGGGAAUGCAGGUUCUUCUUCUGCAAGCCGCCCUCCUUUAAGGUGGACAUCACAGGGCUCUGUGAGUUUGCCUACGAUGCCCAGUAAGUCACGUCGUGUGGAGUCUGAGUCAGCGGCUCCAUCUUCACCACCCAGGCGGCGCAUCUCCGCAGUGUUGCCCCAGCCACCUCUGGACAUUUUGGCAAGUACUCAAAGUGAUGAGCCACGAUCACCUCAGCUGUCUGAACCAACCAUCAUGGGCGAGGACGACCAGCAGGAACCUGACCAACAGGCUACCUUUACACUGCACCUGCAGCCCGUUGCUUCUACACUGCCAACCCAGCAGCAGGAUAUGCCUCAAGCCUCCGUAAGUCCCCAAUUGAUCCCAACUCCACCACAGCAACAAAUGUCCGCAGACUUUUGGAGCAGUUGGGCCACACAACAGGUCCAAAACACUGCCUACCUGAACACACACACACAACACCUUGCCAGUCUGCCGCAUCAUCUACCUCGCAUUAGUAGGAACUCGGGCAGACUGAUUGUUCAGGUAGGCAGAAUAGCAACUUCAAUGGAGCAAAUCAGGGCGGACAACAUGCAAAUGCUGACAAAUUUAUCCAGAGUAAUCGAUGAGCAACAGCAGCAGCAACAAGCCCUAAUACAAGUCAUCCAGCACAACCAAGUAGUGACUGAAACUUUGUCCAGAAUUGUUGCCAGCCACACUGCCACCAAUAAUCAGCUGAAUGCCAGUAUUCACAACUUGAGCCAAAGCAUUACUGUGCUGGCAGCACAACAAGUCAGCUCCAGCUCUGGAACAACGACCCCUAGCCAGACCCCAGUUACCUCCCCUGUUCGACGCUCAAGCAGAACACGGGCCAGCGAAACAGGACAAACUUCUGCACCAAGCACACACACCCAAAAAAAAUGAUGAAGGCAGGAAAUUUGUGCAACACAAUAAAUGUU